GAGGGGCUGUUAGCUUUAGGCUAAGCUAACCGCAGACAGCAAGGCGAAGUUGGCGGUGAUAGAAAAAAUAUUAAUAUUGAUAAUUUUGUUUAUUGUGUUGGUAAACGCUGUAGUGCAAACAACGAAUCUGCUAGUAAUGGUAAACACGGCAUGGCAGAAAGACAGGACAAUGAGGUGGAGGAGGCAGACCAGGUGUACCUGCUGAUGAAAGAAGACUAUCACAUAUCACGAAAUGUGCGCCUGUCCUGGUUCCUCAGCAGGCUAAAUCAGGUCAUCCGGCCCUCUCCGAAGUUCGAGGUGCUUAAAUCAGAGAAUGAGCUGGACGUUUUGAGUAUUCUCCCAAAAGGAUGGCAGCCCGAUUCUCCUCCGACCUCCAUGCCGUACCUGCUGGUGCCGUCCACACGGGUCACCUUCCUGGCCCGGCGAUACCGCUUCAUCAUCGAGCUGGACCUCAGCCCCUCCACCGGGAUUGUGGAUGACAGUACAGGAGAGAUGAUAUUUGAUGAAGUCUUCCAUGCCCUGUCCCGAUGCCUGGCUGGACUGGCUGCUCCAUUUAAAGUACCAGGCACGGACUUCCUGUUUCAGCCAGAAAUCUUCAUCACCAUCCUUGCUUACUCCUCCAUUGUUGGUCUCAGCUCACAUCAGGUGUUAGUGCAGGGGAGCCAGCUGGACUGCACAGAUCUGGACCAGUUUCUGCAUCGGAUCUACCAGCAGCUCCGGGCAGUAGAGAACAACAUCGCUGAGGUUCUACAGCAGCAGCAUAAACAGGGCGAUGGCUCUUCCCCCUCCCUCCCCAUUGACACUGUGGAGGAGCAGCCACAGAGGAAGCAGGGUGUUUCCAUGGUAACAGCAGAUGUGGGACUGGUCAGUAUGGUCCGACAAGGUAUACUGGCCCUUCAGCUCCUCCCCCCAAACUCCACCGCAGGUAUAGUAAUAAUCACAGAUGGAGUGACAAGUGUGCCAGAUGUGGCUGUGUGUGAGGCUCUGCUGAACCAGCUGAGAAGUGGAACAAUCGCCUGCUCCUUCGUGCAGGUGGGCGGGGCUUACACUUACGACUGCAGUUUCGGGUACAUCCCCAACGUGGAGCUGAUGAAGUUUAUCUCCAUGGCGACCUUUGGCUCCUACCUGUCCACAUGCCCAGAGCCGGCCCAGGUGGGCCAGGAAAUGAAUACUUACCACCGGGCCUUCCUCACAUACUCUUUCCUCCGCACCAGCGAGUCAAUCAAUCCAGACUAUUACUGUUUCUCUCAGCACAAGCUGUUUAAUGAGCACUUGGUGUCAGCCAGUGGAAACCCUGCGCUGGUGUUGCGACGGAAAAAACACACAGAGAAGGAAGUUCAUGCUGAGCUGGUCAGUGUGUUGUCUGUCAGACUGAGGGAGGGAUAUGCCAUCCGUGAGAUAAACUUCACUAAGGGAGGCACUCAGCUGGAGGUGAAGCUGGUGUUGCUAUGGAAACACAACAUGCGUAUAGAGUAUGUUGCAGUGGCUUGCUGGCCGCUCCUGCCAGCUAAGCGCACCACGUGGGUGGAGGUGACAAUGGAGGGAAGUUACGAUAUCCUGCACGACAUCAGCUGCACCCUGCGCAAACCCAUAACAAGCCCCUACCGCACCUCCGUAAUCCGGCGCUUCUGGAACACCCUGCAGGGUAUUAAUCAGACAGACCAAAUGCUGGUGCAUCUGCAGUCCUUUAAUUCCAUCCCGGAGCACUACACCAUUCCUGAGAGCACAAAAAAUGGCGUACCACUGUUCUACAUCCCACCUGGAUCCACCACACCUGUCCUUUCCUUACAGCACAGUGGCUCAAAAGACUCCAGCCAGUCACAGUUUGCCUCCUACUGGAAGCCCAUCCUAUCCAUGGAUGCAAAUUUCUGGCAGCGUUGGUUACAUAUGCACCGAAUCACCAUCAUCCUGGAGCACGACAUCCCCGUUCCAAAACAUGUGCACAAUGCAGGCAAUAAUGGCAGGUUCAGCACCGUUCAGUGCAGAAUAGCCCAUUCUACACUGACCUCCCUGCUGCGGGACUGGAGCAGCUUUGUGCUAGUGGAGGGAUACUCCUAUGUCAAACUCAUUUACAGUGCUGCUGACCAGACGCCUAUCUCUUUCUAUUUGGUGCGUCUCAUCUCCAAAGCCCCCUGCAUGGUGCUACGUUUGGGCUUCCCUAUAGGAACGAUGGCCCACACUAGGAACAAGAUUGUGGAUGAUCUACGAGAGCAGAUUCUCAGGCUGCGUUUCCCUCACCGCGUCCAGAAUAAAGAAGCCACGCCAAAGACCAAGCGGAAGGUGCUGGGUAAUGCCUCUCCCUCCAAAUCCCCUCCUCUCCCAGCACCAAAACCUGCACUGUCUGACCGGCCAUGUGUGGUCAUCUUCAGCAAGCCUCUGGAGAAAUUGCUGAUCAGGUAUGAGAAGCUGCCGACAGAUUUCCGUACGCCCUUCAUCUUAAACAUGGAGCCGUUUGCUCAACCACCUAGCAUGGCUGCUCCCCUCAGCGUGGCGGCCAGCCGAACCGCUUCCUCUACACUGGCCUCAUUGUCCCGCUACUUCCUACACCAGCGCUGGGUGUGGACGGUGCAGAGCGGGCCAGGGACUGCUGUGUCUCUGCAAGCCGUUGCCCAUAUCCUCUCCAUGCUCUCUGAGAUUCGUCUGUCUGAGGGGUUCCACUUUGCUGCCAGUGGUGAGGGAAUCGUCAACAUGGUGAUAGAACUGCCAAUGGCUGUCAAAACACCUAAGGGGAUUCCAGCAGUCCUGGACACAGACCAUCACACCUGCAUUGUCCAGUACAUUCUCUUCCCACCCCACGCCACCUCCACCAAGGACAGUUUUUCCACAGAUGAUGAUAAUGACACCGAGGUGGAGGCCAUAGAUGUGGACACAGAGCUGAACCUGGUAACUGAGUGCUGGGUGGAGCCACAGAGCGGAACCGUCUGGAGUCCUUCUGAUCAGCACAGACACUUCAGGAACCUCACAUACCAGGAAAUCCCUCAGGCCAUUUUUCCUCGUGAUCUGUCAUGCAUGUCCACUAUGAUGACAUUUGAGUACCUCAUCCAGCUGUGUCUGAACAAAGAUCAGGUGCACCCUCUCAUUGGCGGCAAAGACUUGACAGGUGAGGCCCCAGCUGCUGCUCCUGCUGACGGAAUACACACGGUGCCUUUUCAGUUUGACCUAAUGAAGCUCCUGCCUAAGUGUCAGCAGAUAGAGCUAUUCUUCUUCACCUUCAGCAAAGCAGAGAAUGAAGACCCACUCCAGAGCGCCCCCUCUCUACCAAAUGAGCUGCUACUCAGCCUGUUCCACAGCUCCCUACAGAAUGAGCUGAGCGACCGGGAAAUACCAUUGGCUGAUGGAGAUCAUGUGACCUUCAUGCAUCAUAUUCUGGAGAGAGAGAGAGAUGGGCACAUGGCUCCUUUCUCUUUACCUGUAAUUAAAGAGGAGUGUCUGAAACCACCUGAGAGGCAGGAUACGGUGUUGUCUUUCCACACCAUAGGGAGCAGUAAGGAAGUGACUGGCUCUACCAGCACUCUGCAGAGUUUCAGCAAUGCAGAUCUUGUGGAUGAAGAGCCUGUGGUGGUUGCUGGAGAAAGCUCGUCUCCUCUGUGGAAAUGCUAUACUAAAUUCAUCAGCCCUCAGCAAGUCCUGCUUGUCUUCCUCCCAGCCACCUUCACUGAUGUGCAGAUUUUAAUGUCCUUUGGUUUGGGAAUCAUACCCCAAGUCAAUGGUGCCGGUGAUGAAGAGGAGGAGACACUCAGUCCUGGAAACAACCAGUCACAGAGUGACUCAAUCAGCAGCUCAGCCAAUGGUCCUGAAGAGGCAGAGUCCAUGGUGGAAGCUGGUGAUAGUCAGUUACUGCUAAAUCCUGAAGCCCAAACAGCAAGGCAUGAAGAGGAUGAGGAGAAACAGCCUUCAGAGCAAUCUAAUGGAAAUGCAGCCUUGGCUAUAGAGGAGAAGGAUGGAGUGCAGUUUGCUGAGCCCCAAAAGCAGGACUGCCACAUCAGCUUUGGGAGGCAGCUAUCCCAGCAGAGUGCUGGAGAUGCAGCCCGGCCGCGUUGUCCCGUCUACAUCUACAACUGCUCUCUAGACUCCCUCAAAGAUCAGCUUGUCCACCCACACUCCAGCCGUCAACCAAGAGAUGUCUUCCUCAGACCUCAAGAUGCAGAGUCGUGGGAGCUCAGUCAGCAGCUGAAGUUCAGGUCUCUCUCUCAGGAGCGCAGUAGCGCCUCCUCAUGGACAGAUUUGACAGCUCACCCUCACAAGCAAAAGGAGUUGGCCAAUUAUUGCAGCCUGCUGCAGGAACACUACUAUCAGAGUUAUGUCAGAGGUGUGUACCGCAGUCUCCAACAGUCAUACAAUGUCAGCUCUCAGGACGUUCUGACAGCCAUGGAUUACUGUGAGGAGUCUCUGCAGGAAAUCGACAUCACUUCCUUCUUGCAGACACUUUGUGGACACAUUCGCACAUUCCGCGAGCGCCAUGAACCCCGCGGUCAAGAAAACGCCAGGAAGACUCCUGGCUUGGCAGCCACCUUCAUCAUCGGUGGUGGCGAAGAUGAUGGAGCUGACAGAGCUACAAUAGCCACCUCAUCCAGUGUUGAUCAGGAGGAAAUAAGUGAGGUGGAGUCUAAAGGAAAUGUCUCUACACCCACGUCCCCCCUGGCUUCGGAUGAACCCAAGUCGCACAGAAUCCCAGAAUUCCCUCUGUCUCUCCUGCACUCUCAGCAGAAGUGUGAGGUAUACCCUAACCUGCAUAAAAUCAUACAGGACAAGUUCAUGGAUAUCGGUGCUCAGUAUUUCAAAGCUGUUCCUUCCAACUCACACUAUUUCUUCUACUGCCCCCAGUCUUCCAAGAAAGAGGUGGAAUCAGAUGGAGAGGGAGAGAGAAGGCCCAGUGAGGACUGUGACGUAUCUGAGGCCGAACUGGCUACAGAGGAUGAGAAUGUGUCUGGCUGCUGUAUCGUAUCAGAGAGCGACACAGAUUUGGAAGUUGAGUAUCAAGAACAAGGGAACGAAAAAGCAGAGGAACGUGGAGGAGUGGAGGAGGGGACAGAGGACGAGUCUCUCUCGGACUCAAACACAGUGAAUCAGGACGAGGACUCUUUCAGCAUCCUAGAGGGAGACUCCCUGCUGGAGCCGUCUGGACCUCAGCCUGAAAUGCCCCCUCUGUUUGUCCACCUUGUUUGCUCAGUCAAUGUUAAGAGCAGCCAUGGCUCCAUGCCCAUGAGGACGCUGCCCACAUGUCUGGGUGAGUUGAUCAGCUGUCUGGAGAAUGCAGAAUCUCUUCAGUCUGUGGAUCUAAAUGAGCUGUCGGUCACUUUGGACAUCUUUGUUUUGACAUUACCUCUAGAAAUAGAGGUUAUGCCCCAUGACCCUCACCAUACCAGGUAUGCCUCUGAGAGCAGUGUGUCUAUGAACCGUUCUCCAGGCCUGCCAUCUUCCUACCGCUCUGAUGAGGAACUCAUGGAGAAUCUGGAUGGCCUGCGUGGGUUUGGUAUGGAUGGAAUAACAGGAGAUCCUCUUUCCAAACUGCCAGCGCCUCAGAAACAGGCUGUUUUAGCUACCAUGGAUGAGAUCCGUUGGUUGUUGGAGGAUGAAAUCGUUUCUGCUUUGAGACACUCAAGUGUAUUGAGUUCCUCCACUCUGCUGAAAGUUUCGGAUCAUGUGUGCCGCUCCAGUGGACGACCCAGCUGCCACCAUGAAGUCGUCCCACUGCAGUUUGUCUUCGGCCCUGAACAGUCCCUGGAGAAGUUCAAAGAGGAGUUUAGGAGGUUGUCAUUUCCGGGUUAUCUGCUUAAUGCGGAGAAACAAGAUUUCCACUACAUCUCUCUGAGCCGCCAGCACUCUCACAGAAUACAGGCUGCCCGACGUUCUAAUCAGAACCUGGCCUGUUCUCAGGGGGUGGGACCCAUCUCUCAGCCAACCAAUCACUCCCCUGAGGCUGAAAUUAGUGCCAAGCAAAUAACCAGUCAUUCCCCACCUUCCAAAGGGCCGGUUGGUGAUGUUGAACCUGAGAAAAAUCAGCUAGACUUGGAGCAGGUUGAAGAACGUCAGCCUGGUGAAGCAAGUCAGCAGCAGGAGGAGCAGAAGGAGCAGGAUGAGUAUACUGAAGCAGAGGUGAGGCCUCUGGCAGCUGACUCUGUGAGUGACUCUGAGCGCACAGACACUGGCAGGGUCAGACCAGCCGAUGCAGAAGAGCCCAGAUCUCAGAGCACAAAUCAACAGCUUUGCAGCAGCAAUGACCGAGCGUCUGACCAUACAACCCCACCCAAAACGCCCUCUGCAGUCAGCCUAGCUGAAUCUGUACAGUCUGCAACAUGCAGCAGUGGAAAGCUCAGGCCCAGUCGAGUUCAGAGCGUGGUCUCCAGCCAAGGCAGCCUGGACUCAGACAUGUUGGGUUAUGAUGGAGGCAGCAGUGAUUCAGAGUGUGAUGGUCCCACCAUGAAUGAGCAGGAGGUCCAGACUCCUUUGAUGCCAGAUUUCUGGCUCAUCAUCCAAAUCCACCAGGACAGGGUGGAGGUGUUUUCCCACUCCAGGAGUUUUAAUGAGGCGAAAGAGGAAAGGGUGAGAGAAGAGGAUGAAGAGGAAAUCCCAGAGUACCUAUAUCUUCAUCAAGAAGUUGUGAGGAAGAUUGGUGAAAUAUGCAGAAUAGUCAAUCAGCGCCUCCUGCUGCAGGAUCUGCAUGACAGUCAUGUGUGUAACACUCUCCUAGUGGCUGAAAGUGAGGAGGACAUUUGGAAAAAUGAAUCUCUCUACAGGCAGAGAAUGGCCAACUCAGAUGACUAUAAUGCAGAUGAAAGCUAUCAACCAAGAGAUUAUUUGGCUGCCACUAUGCACUUCAUGCCUGGCCACUUUGCCUGUGAUGUGGUGUGGAGCACCAUCAUACACAUUCACCCACGCUUAAAGAUGGGGCCUAACAUGGGGGUGGCUCGAGCUAUCCAGGCCCUGCGUUCUGUGCUGAGUGCCUUCAGCGUGGUCAACCGCAAGAACAUGUUUGUGUACCAGGAGCGCACAACCAAAUCCGUUUUCUACCUCAGGCUCUCAGAGACCUCUCAGACGGGGAAGUACAGUGAUUUGGACGGUAACCUCCAUGUUUCGCGCUCUGUGGGAUUGGCUCGCAGCCAGGAGCCGCUGGGCACUGAAGACCUUACGGGUUCGCGCACAUCUAUGGAGGGCUCAAGGCCAGUUGGACAGGUCGACAAGCACAUUCUGCUGUUAGUUCAUGGAGUGGGGCGUGCAGGCCCUGAGAUCACAGAUGAGUUGGUUAAGGUUCUUAGGAAGCGGCUGGACGAGGCUACACUUGACAUCAUCACUGUGAUGCUGGUCAGGAACUGCAAGCUGACCCCUGCAGAUGUGGAGUUUAUUCAGCCCCCUGGUUCUGCAGCUACAGAAGUGAUGGAGUUCUCUUUGCCGCAGUACAGCCUGCCGUGGAUCCGGGCCUUGGCCCACUAUCUGCGCCAGAAUCUUCUCAUUUUCCUCCACAUCCCUAAAUACACAGACAGUAACAUGGAGCACCACUUCAAGCACUACUCCCAUUUGAACAGUGAUCUGCCUGACUCUGAUAUCUACCUCUACAAUAAGCCUGGGGGCCAAGGGACAGGAGGCAAAGGUACAAUGUCGGAGCUCGUUCAGAACCUCUUCCCUCCCUCACAGUUCCAAGGUAUUGCGUGCAUUGCCCUGUCGUUUGUGGACGCUCAGGGUUGUCCACUGCAGGUCUCUGCUCAGGAUGUUAAUAAUGCUCCAAAAGGGGAUUCCUCCAGCAUUUCCCUCCAGCCAGACCAAUUUGAAGCCCUGACAACUGUGGUUAAAAUAGAUUCGCCUGGCCAGAGCACAGGUGCGGUGUCUGUGAGGUUUGAUAUUUGGGAGCAGGGGAACAUUAGCCCCCUGCAGCUGAUGGACAAACUGCGAGGGGCAUUGCGGCAUGCACUCUGUGACGUCGUAAUGGAGAUGAAAGUUCUGCCAAACCCACUGUGUUUAGAGACCUUCUGUAUGCCCAGAACUGCCCAGAGAGACGAGGCUAACGUUGCUCUGAGUCUUCCACAGCCAGAGGUGAAAGAGGUAAAGGAAAGCCCUCGAAGACCAGUCAGCGCUCACAGUGUUAAAACUGGCCCCUCCCCCAUCACACUUAUUCCAGCCCCCAGCUCCACCCCUGCCACUGGAUCAAACACACCGGAGUCCACCACGCCCACGGGCAAAACCAUCCGCCGCAGCUUCUGGGAAAUCCUGAGUAAGCCAGACUCAUCAGAGCUGGGCAGUCCGAAGACUACAGACGACAUUGUACAGGAGAAAGCGGAGGACAGCCGGCUGGCCCGGAGGAGACACAAAACAGAGAGUGUAAAACAGCAGUGGAGCCACGAGAGAGUAGCAGCAGUAGAACUGGAGCAGAGGCCGCUAUACAAACGCCAUGUGGCUCAGUUAGAGGAAGGUGAUACUGGCACUCUGCACCCAAUCUAUCAAUCCACCUUCCAGCCCUGGGUGAUUUUCAUGGCCAAACUGGGCUGUCCAUCCAUCCAACACUGUACAGCUGAAAUCUCUUCACUCUUCCUCUUACCCUCUAUUGUAACGGAGGUCAUGCAUUUGGUCACCUCUUUGGCCCCGGACACCACAGUGAAGAUUUUUGAGAGGAUCAGCUGUCCUCAAGGAGACAUUUUUGCUCCUCUGUCGCACGUCCAGCACAUCAGUCAGCCACCAGCCACCUUCAGGAGCUUCAUCAUGAUUGGCCGAAACUUCCAGCAGUGGCACUACAGUGCUGAACAAGAAGAGCGUUCAGAUGAGGAAAGCCCCCCUGUGCUUUGUUUUAAAUUUACACCUCAUAAAGGGCUUCAGAGGUUUGAGGCGUUGGAGCACAGUGAUUGGCUGAGCCCCGGUCAGUCCUGGAGAGGUGUGGCCCCGCGCCAGAGGUUUCUGCACAUGCAUAUAGUGGAUAAAAAGUUGACUUUGUACACCUAUAACUGGUCAGUGGAUCUGGGGGCGUCUCUAAAUCGUGACCUGGUGCGGCUGGUGCAGUGGCAGAAUGCUCGAGCCCACGUAGUGCACUGCCUACUGAGUCAGAAAAUGGGCCUGUUUCACCAUUACUGCUUCACAGAUACACCCGCACAAGAGGAUCUCAAACAGGAGCCUAACCCAUUCCUGAACUCCUCUAUGGAGGCUGAAGCUCUGUUGCGUGUAUCUGUGCCCCCUGUGCCCAGUAAGGACCCCACUCGAUUGGGCAGUGCCCGUGCGCUGCCCCCGUUGCCCUUCCCUGCUGACCUCAUGCCCUUUGAUGAGGCUCUGAGGGACGUGAGUGCAGGACGCCUGCUGGCCAAUCAGGAAGGAGCGGACAUUGUAGGCCGACAUGGAGCUCAGCUUCUGGAGGUCAAAGCUGCAGAGCGCCGAGAGUUGGAGAAACAGAUGAAGAUUGAGAACCUGUUUGUGACGUGGCAGCAGAGAUCAGCCCAGUCCAACAUGCCUAUCUCUGUGGCUGAUCUGGACACUCUGAAGCAGUCAUCUCGGCUGGUUCAUUACUGCGCCACUCCAUUGCUCUUCGACCCCGUCUUCAGGAAGCAGAUCCAAGAGGAGCUGAUUGUUCAGCCACUAGCAAAGAAGCGUCAUCGCUCCAGUGACUCUGCUGCCUCAGUCAGAGAGCGCAGUUUGAGCACAGACUCGGCAGACAUGCGGCUAAAAGAGGAGCCGUGGCUGCAGGAGCUCUCUCACACCUUCCUGCAGCAAUACGUCCAGUACCUGCAGAGCCUGGGCUUCAUACUGGUGCAGAUCAGACCACAGUCCCCCGCACGCAGUAUUGCUCGUGCUCGGGCUGCCAUGCUGAACUCUCUCUCCACAGAGGGAAGAGCCUCUUUCUCUUCUUUUUCCUACAACAAGCAGAAGAGCGAAGAAAGCCCAAAGCAAAGCAGUGGAUCAGGCACUUCAGCUUACCACCUCCAGAGGGCACUACCAGGAGGAAUUAUGCUGAUGGAACUGGCCUUUCAGGGGUUUUACUUCUGUGUGAAGCAGUAUGCAUUGGAGUGCUCACGGAUUCCCAUGGGCCAAACGGUUAAUUCCCAGGACCCUCUCCUCUCGCGGCCUCGCAGUAAGCCGUAUCCCCCUGAGGCCUCCUCAGACUCCGCGCUCUCGAUGCUGUUCACGGAAGAGUGUGAUAAAGUGCGGGACCUGAUGCACGUGCACUCCUUCAGCUAUGACUUUCACCUGCGUGUCGUGCACCAGUACCUACUGGGCUGUCAUAUGACCCUGCGGCAGGGCUACCAGCUCACCAGCUUCCUGGAGGACUUCAUUUCCCAUCAUCCUGACAUCCCCAAGUUUGGCCGCAACCACGUCUUCCAGGGGAGUUUCUCUAUUUCAACUGGAAUGAUAACUGCUCACCAACUGUAUAAUUACAUCACUGAUCAUGCCGGUACGUACGGCAUGAAGCCUCUCCGCAUGUCAAAGGCUGCAGUGACCACUGACAACAAGAAGGGGGCGCCCAGCACAGACCUGCAUGAGUAUGCGUUAGUGGCACUGUGGAACAGCUCUGGUACAUAUAAGGACCUGGAGGGACUGCGUCACCAUGAUGACUUUGACGUGUCUCUGCUGGUGUGUCACAAUGCAGCUCCGUUUGAGGAGCAGUCUGAGGGGGAGAGACACCUGCUGAGGCUACAUUACUACGUGAUUAUGACCAGCCAAAGAGAGUUGUUCCCCCGGCUGACAGCAGACAUGCGGCGCUUCAAGAAGCUCCCACAGAUUUACCGUGACCCCUCUGACCCCUAUCGUGACCUCAGUGGGCGUGUCCCUCUGGAGCGGGCAGAGCAAGGCAGCACUGGAGGCCAGGAGCCUGAAACUGAUCUAUGGGAGGAAACGACCAAUUCGACGCCAACACCCAUGACUAGCCCAGAGCCUCAAGCUGUGGAGGCCAACCUGCUUGGAGCUCAGGCUGGACUAGCAGAAGGCUUGGACUCCUCAGGCCUUUUCUACUCAUCCCCUUUGUUCCCCCUAUUGAACUCUGAGGUAAAUUCAGCAUGCAGGCAGAUUCAGAGCAGUGUGGAGCAGGCCAUGGGCCACUGUCGCCGGGACAAUCUAUGGAGGCGGCUCUUCCAUGGUGAGCAUCUCGACAAGCUCAAACUUAGCAAGCUGACCUUCGCUGAACUGGAGGAGCUGCUGAAUGCUGUGCAGAGCCGAUCUGUUGGAGAGAUUGACCCUCAGCUGGAUUGUUUCCUGACCAUGAGCCCUGCUUGGUAUCAGAGUCUGAUCAAAGUGCUGCUUUCACGCUUCCAUCAAAGCUGCAGGCACUUUGUGGACGACAGCGGCAUUCAGUACCUGGCUGUCCUUAACCAGAAGUUCACAGACUGCUUUGUGCUGGUCUUCCUGGAUGCCCAGGCGGGGAAAACGAGCCUCAAGGUUGUUUUCAGGGAGCCGUUGCCAUCACAACCGCAGCCUAGCAACAGCCCUCCGCCCCAGCUGGUCUCCAUGUACCAUCACUUGGAGUCUGUGAUCAACACAGCCUGCUACAACCUCUGGACAGGUCUGCUAUAACGACCCCACAGAUGGAGUGGGAAAAGACACAAAAUCUUUGAAAACCACCUGAAAUUUGUCUCUGUGUGUAUGUGGCAAAAGUGUAUAUACUAUAAUACGAAGAAGAAAUCUAAGCUGCAAACUGACAACAUUUGGGAUAAUGUCUUGUAGCAGUACGUUUUAUGGUACAAACUGUAAAGCCCAACACAUGUCAACUAUGUGACAACAAUAUUGGCAUUUGGCUUAAAAUGUUCCAGACAACAAAUUAAAAAGCCAAAUAAACCAGUGCAUAGAAAAUGUUCUAUAGACUCUCAACAAUCACACAAAGGUACAGCACAUCAAACCUAAUGCUUGGCUUUGCUAGUAUUUGCUGGAAAAAGUGGGGUCAGUGUAUUUUGGGUUUAAGUGGCCUGUUUGACCUCCAAAUGGAUCCAGUGUGGCCGGACUGAGAGGAAAACUACCUCACGGUGAAGCAACUCGAACCGAACGAUGCUUAUGUGUGAAGUGCUUAUUGCAAUGGCCUAAGCAUUUUACCACUUACAAAAACUGGCCCCUUAUAAGGCUGUAUUUUACAUGACUGAGAUGGUCUCUAGUCAGCAAUACAGGCUAAUGACACCUUGCUGGUUUGCCAAAGCCAUACUCUAUUCAGCUUAUAUUUGUGUUCUUCAGGCUGUUUGUUUCCCGUUCAGUUGAAUGAAAACCUCUAGGGCUGCACAACAUGGACGAAAUUCAUUAUUGUGAUUUUAUUGCUAUUACAAAGUUGUGAUGUAUUAGAAUUAGACACAUUAGUGAACGCUGUAUGUGAUUAGCUUGCAUUGUUUUGACCAAAAUUAUAUUACAGUCACCUGAAUGAAACAUUUAGUGCUUGGUUGGAGGGCUCAGUUGCACACUGUAGCCCUUUGUGAUAUAAUUACUGCAAAGGGUCAGUAUCGCGAUAACAAUUAACCAACAAUAUAUUGUGCAGCCCUAAUGCUAAUUGUUCUAAGGUUGAAUUUGAUGAAGUUAACCCUGCAUCACUGAAAUAAGUGAGUGCAACGGUGAUUUCUGAUCAGGAAUGUGUGACAGAGCGAGGGUGAGACAGAGACUUUGACUUGACGUUGUCAUUUAUUCAAUGAAUCAUUCAGGUCCGCUGUAUGCUACGCACACAUUGGAAAGAAAAAAUGACUCAGCCCCUCAGUGAGUGCGGUGGCGUGUUAGGCUUGAAGCAAAUGACUGCUGUACAUUACUGUGGGUGUCCAUGAUACUAGUUAUUAGCAUUGCUGGCUAUUUGCGUUCUCUUUCACCCUGUUGGUAUUUUACAAUUUCCCCUACUGCCAUGCCAUCUUCACCCCAAAAGUGCCUACAUUUCUUUUCUUUGCCUUAUUUCCUAAAGAUGCGGACAGAUGAAUGAAUGUUGUAUCAACAGAGGAGAAUCUUUGAAAAUCGAGAAAAAAACCGUUGCAAUUUAAUCAUCAUUAUGUAAUUGGGAAAAAACAAAAAAUACUUCAUCUCAGUUUACGGAUUGAGCAGCAGGAAAAUGUCUACUACUGGCGCACACUUCACAGGAGCACUACGAUGUCUCUGCAUCACCUUGGGGCUCAUAGGCAGCCUAUCACUGAAGGAAACCAAUUAUUAUUGGUUGAUUUUGAGCUUUUCUUCAAAACUCUACUGCUGAAUGAGGCAGGGUGUUUUUUGUUUUUGUUUGAAAAGGAGGACACUGGACACGUAUGCUUAAUAAUGCAAGAAGCUAAUCAUUUGCAACUGAUGUGUGUAUUUAGGCAAUAUUAUAAUUAGAGUGGUUUAAAUGUCUGAGACUUGUACAUUAUGUAUAUACUGAACCGUUUGUAAGUAUAAAAUGUAACAAUAAACCAUAAGUUAAUAACCAA
Colossoma macropomum (tambaqui) is the source of this 13325-nucleotide messenger RNA. RefSeq names its product SZT2 subunit of KICSTOR complex (gene szt2). Gene Ontology annotation, cellular component: peroxisome. Lineage: Eukaryota; Metazoa; Chordata; Actinopteri; Characiformes; Serrasalmidae. The record is from RefSeq and is a predicted model, not a curated record. The transcript is spliced from 76 exons. Bases 151 to 11481 code for a protein of 3776 amino acids.